GUGAAAGUAUGCGGCAGUAAAGACUUCCAAGCAGCAGGUGGCAGCACAGGCGCGGACCUUCACCCGGAAGUAAUCUUUUAUUACGUCGCUGAGAUCCCCAAACACAAUGAAUCCACUGACCAAAGUGAAGCUGAUCAAUGAGCUGAAUGAGCGGGAAGCUAACCUGGGGAUCAACGAGAAGGCUUCGUGGCACAGCGAGUACAAAGACAGCGCCUGGGUAUUCAUCGGGGGUUUUCCGUAUGAGCUGAGCGAAGGCGACAUCAUCUGCGUCUUCUCGCAGUACGGAGAGGUCGUCAACAUCAACCUGGUGCGUGACAAGAAGACGGGCAAGUCCAAAGGCUUCUGCUUCCUGUGCUACGAGGACCAGAGGAGCACCAUCUUAGCAGUGGAUAACUUCAACGGCAUCAAGAUCAAAGGGCGCACCAUCCGCGUGGACCACGUCCGAGACUACCGCCCCCCCAAAGACCACGAAGACAUUGACGAUGUGACCCGGCGCCUCAGGGAGGAAGGAUGCGCUCCCUCCGUGAAUCACACGCCACCGGAAUCCCUGUCCUCGGCCGAGGAGGACGACGUGCCCCCAAAGAAGAGCAAGAAAGAUAAGAGAGAGAAGAAGAAAAAGAAAGAGAAGGAAAAAAAGAAAGACAAGAAGAAGAAAAAGAGCCGAGCAUCUCCUUCGUCGUCGUCGUCGUCUUCUCCUCCUGCCGCCGUCCGAGUCAAAGAGGAGAAGGAGGACAUGGCUUAUGACAAGUACGAACAGAGGAGGGCGCCAGUCAAGGAGGACAGGAGACGAGGGGACGAAGAGAGACGCCGAGGAGACGAGGAGAGAAAAGGACCAGAUGAGGAGAGAAGACGAGGAAAUGACACAAGAAGACGAGAUGAGGGUAAACGACGAGGAGAGCAGGAGAGAUACAGAAGGUGACCAUGGUGUAUAUGUGGGUCAUUUUUGGUUUUGUGGAUUAUUCUUUAGUGUAUCUUUGUUAAUUGUGGUUGAAAUAUGUUAACAAUGUUUUACUUUUUUUUUUUUUUUUUUAAACCAAAAAAAAAAAGAUUAAACCCAUGCAAAAUUUA
This is a messenger RNA of Syngnathoides biaculeatus (alligator pipefish), 1068 nucleotides long. It is a transcript of the gene rbmx2, whose product is annotated as RNA binding motif protein X-linked 2. Gene Ontology annotation, cellular component: precatalytic spliceosome; catalytic step 2 spliceosome; U2 snRNP. The record is from RefSeq and is a predicted model, not a curated record. Bases 107 to 919 code for a protein of 270 amino acids. The transcript has 6 exons. Lineage: Eukaryota; Metazoa; Chordata; Actinopteri; Syngnathiformes; Syngnathidae. Gene Ontology annotation, biological process: mRNA splicing, via spliceosome. Gene Ontology annotation, molecular function: RNA binding.